Linnemannia hyalina is the source of this 651-nucleotide messenger RNA. Lineage: Eukaryota; Fungi; Mortierellomycota; Mortierellomycetes; Mortierellales; Mortierellaceae. The record is from the annotation of a GenBank genome assembly.
AUGGAGCGUGCCCGUCAGUAUGAGUACCAAUUGCUUGCCGAUCGCCUCCUUGGUAUCGUUGGAGGAAGUAUUGGGCGUCGAUAUGAUCCAGCAAACCCUGUCUUGAUUGGAGUAGGACUGGGCAAGUUCUCGAUUAAGAGUGGACUCUCCUCUCUUGACUCCACUUUCCUAUCUUUUUUUGUGCAGAAGGCACGGUCGUUGGGUUACCUGGUCGUUGGACUCAAUGAGUAUUAUACGAGCAAGAAAUGUCCUCACUGUGGGCUAUUCGUCGCCCUGGUCACCCUCCGCCGUUUCUUUUGCCCAACCUGCCACGUUUAUCACCACCGUGACGUUAUGGCGGCUGAGAACAUGGCCAACCUUGUGCGAGGAUAUCUUGAAAAGCAGCAGCGCCCAGAGUACCUCCAGCCUGUGACUCCGGACGGAUCUUUUCCUUGGAUGGCUAGUGCUGGCGCAGGAUCGAGAACACUCUCGAAUACAACCCCUGGAAGCGGCAGCAGCGGGAGCACUACCACAACGAGUCAAUCGUCAGGACAUCGAAAACGGCUUGCCUCUACCUCAAGCACCACGGACGGAACUCAAGGCCGACCAAAGAGAUCAGCCAUUGCCUCUAGCUCAAGCCCGGCGCACGGUGGAAAGGGUGCGCGGAAGUAG